Messenger RNA from Chaetura pelagica (chimney swift), 1824 nucleotides. RefSeq names its product calpain 14 (gene CAPN14). Gene Ontology annotation, biological process: proteolysis. Gene Ontology annotation, molecular function: calcium ion binding; calcium-dependent cysteine-type endopeptidase activity. The record is from RefSeq and is a predicted model, not a curated record. Gene Ontology annotation, cellular component: cytoplasm. Lineage: Eukaryota; Metazoa; Chordata; Aves; Apodiformes; Apodidae.
AUGGCUUUUCUGCCAUGCUUGAAGAAAAAUAAGUCACCAGGGCCUUUAGGCACAAGUAUAUUUCAAAAACACAGCCCAGCCAUCUGGCAGAACUACCAGGCUUUGCUGGAGACAUGCGUGGAGAACCUGUUCACAGAUUACAACUUUCCUGCUCACAUCAGCUCUGUUGGAACUGGAACACUGCUAAAAAAACUACCUCAAAAUUUACAGUGGAAUAGGCCACCUAAGUCCACUGCAAACAGAAAGCAACUUGGUCUCUGCCAAGGCUUGGUGGAGGACUGCUGGUUCCUGGCAGCCCUUGAAGCCCUGACGUUCCAUCAGGACAUCUUGGCUGCAGUUGUGCCUCAAAACCAGAGCUUUGAGAGGAAAUAUGCUGGCAUUUUCCACUUCUGGUUCUGGCACUUCAGUGAAUGGCUUGAGGUGGUGGUUGGUGAUAGUCCUGGUGGAAUGGUCUUUGUUUCUUCAGUCUGUAAGAAUGUGUUUUGGGGAGCCCUUCUGGAGAAGGCAUAUAACAGAAAGAGUGGAGAAAGUUGCACUCCAGUAGUGAAGAAAUUCAGAUUGGAGAGUAAACUCUCAAGGCACAAUAUGCCUCUGAAGACACUACUCUGUGGCUCCUAUGAAGAUCUUCAGAUUGGGCAAGUUUCAGAAGCCUUGGUGGAUUUUACAGGUUAUGUUAAUAUAAGGAUCAAGCUUGCAGCAGCUCCUCCUGAUCUAUGGGAUGUCCUGACAAGAGCAACCUACAUCAGAUCUCUCAUGGACUGUCAGACACAUUUAAGGAAAACAAAGGUCCUGAAGAAUGGGUUUGUUGCUGGCCAUGCCUACACAGUAACUGGUAUUAGAAAGGUGACCUGUCAAGAUGGACCAGAAAACUUAGUGAGACUGAGAAAUCCAUGGGGAAAAUUUGAAUAGAAAGGAGACUGGAGUGACAGCUCUUACAAGUGGGAGCUGUUGAGCCCGAAGGAGAUUUUGCCGAGGAAAAAGAAGGAGGAUGGAGAAUUCUUAUUUUUUCCCACUAUGUCUCUGCGAGAUUUCAAGAUUCAUUUUGUAGAUCUGAUGAUCUGUGAAUUAACUCCAGAUCUGAUGAGCCAGGAACAUGGAAAGAUGUGGAUGUACUCCCUUGAAGAGGGGAGAUGGGUUAAAGGAAGCACAGCAGGAGGAAAAUUGGUGCAGAUCACAUUACUCUUCUGUUUCUUCCCUCAACAGUACCAGGAAAGCAACAGAAAGCUGCCUCCAGUUUUCUUCACCUGGGAUCAGCCUGGGAACAAGCACCAGGUUUUUCUUGAUGAGCGGGAAGACUCUGAAUUCAUCCUGAGGAUCUUAUCCAGGAAGCAUCAUUUCCAUGAGGUGAGGAGCUACGUAAACAGUGGGCUGGAGCUCAUAUUGGAUUUUCUGAGACUAGUAGAAUCCAUCCUGUUGCCUCAGAUUUUUAUCGUCAUAAAUGAUAUGUCUUCUCAAGUGGGUCUGAAGUUUCACAAAGGCUUUGGCCUUGAGCCUUCUCAAAAAUUUCACUUAAGUUUCACUCUGGAUGCCUGCCAGGGUAUCUUAGCACUUCUGGAUCUGAAUGCCUCUGGAACACUGAGUAUCCAGGAAUUCAGAGUCCUGUGGAAAAGGUUGCUUUUCUAUUUGGGCUCGGACACAGAUUGGGACGACCUUUGGGAUCAGUUUGAAGAGCGGAGGUACCUGAGUGUCCGGAGGUGGAAGGGAGGAGAGGACCCAUACCGGCUCCAUGCCUUUAACCAGCGGGAGAGCGAGAGGAUCCCCAGUGACCGUGCCGUCCGUGACACACGCCAUCACAGGUUCUACCUCCCCCCUGGUUUCUCCUGA